AUGGCUAAUGUACUUGAAAAAAUUGCCAAACUCGCCCUCCCACUUGGGGCGGCAGCUAGUUUAUUCCAAUAUAGUAUUUAUGAUGUUCAAGGAGGACAUCGUGCUGUGAUAUUUGAUCGUAUUAAGGGAGUUAAGGAAAGGCCAGUCGGUGAAGGUACACACUUCCUCGUUCCUUGGUUACAACGCGCUGUUCUAUAUGAUGUUCGUACAAAACCUCGCAAUAUAUCUACAACAACUGGGUCAAAGGAUAUGCAGACUGUCAGUUUGACUUUACGCGUUUUACAUAGACCUGAUCUUGACAAAUUAUCUGAAAUUUAUCAAUCUUUGGGUAUGGAUUAUGAUGAAAGAGUAUUGCCUUCUAUUGGCAAUGAAGUAUUAAAAGCUGUUGUUGCUCAAUUUGAUGCAAGUGAAUUGAUUACACAGCGUGAAGUUUCUUCAAAAAUACGUGAAGACCUUGUAAAAAGAUCUAAAGAAUUUAACAUUGAACUGGAAGAUGUUUCUAUUGUAUAG
Molecule: messenger RNA, 510 nt
Organism: Funneliformis mosseae
Lineage: Eukaryota; Fungi; Glomeromycota; Glomeromycetes; Glomerales; Glomeraceae
Source: the annotation of a GenBank genome assembly